AUGAGGUCCAAACAGAGGCGACAAGUGUGCAUCCUUCUACCCAACAAGCAGCACCUGGACUGUACUGUCAGGGUAAAAGCCAGAAGCCAUGAGGUGUUGACCAGUGUACUGAAGCAGCUUGGCGUCAGUGAUCUCCAGGUCCUCAGCCUGGCUGUUCUCAGAGAUAAUGAAUAUCUCUUUCUGGAUUUGGACCAAAAGCUGAGCAAGUAUUUUGGCAAAAGAUGGAGCAGAGGCUCCACAACAGUCCCAUUCAUCGUAUUUCUGAGGGUGCAGUAUUAUGUGGAGAAUGGGCUGCUAAUAUUGAGCAGCAAAGUACAGCAGCUCUACUACACUGAGCUGAGGCAGAAGGCGCUGCGCUCACAGAGCCGCCAUCAGGAAGCUUUGUUUUUCCAGCUGGCAGCGUCUGCGCUUCAGGCUGAAGUCGGAGAUCUGGAGCAGAGAGAGGAGGAGAAAAGACAGGAGAGAAAACACAGAUGUUACUUUCUUCCUGAAGAUUACUUCCCCUCCUGGCUGAUAAAGCGUCGUGGACGAGACUACCUGCUCCAGCACUGCCCUGUGUUGCACGGUGAGCUGAGAGGCGUGUCACGUAGCCAAGCUAUCCUGCAGUUUAUAAAAGAGGCCAGCAGCCUGCAGGAUGGACCGGUCACCUUCUACAGGAUGAGACAGGAGAAAAAGGAGCUGAGAAGUUCAAUCCUUCUUGGUGUGGCAGUGAAAGGAGUCCGUAUUUAUCAGGGGGUGGAGGGGAAACUGUGUCUGUUGUAUGAUUUUUCCUGGACCGAUAUUGACCGCUUCACUUUCCAGGGCAGCAGGUUUGAAAUCGCUGCAGUCGGCUCUCUGUGCCUCCCGAAGCUGGUGUAUUACACUCACUCAGCCUUCCACUCCAAACACGUCCUGAAACACCUCAGUGAUAGUCACCGGCUCCGCAUCAACACCAGAGAUGCAGUCAACUCCAUCCAACAGCUGGAAGACAUGCAGGCCAGUCAGUUCUACAAAGAGGCGUACAUCUGUGACAUGGCACGCUUAAGGCAGACACUUCAAAGCGGCAGCCUCACAUCCUCAAUGUCUGACUGCAGCGUUGCAGUGAUAACAAGCACAGCCUGGUCCAAAGAGGAGGAGGAGGAGGAGGAGGAAGAUGAAGGCUCUGUCACAGAGUUUGAGUGGUGCAUCGAUGAACCAGAAGAGGUUUUUGUUGACAACCCAGCUGAAGUGUCCUGGCUAGCUGAGCUGGUCCAUGGUGCGUCUGUUGAUGGACCCUUGGUGUUACCCUCUACUUGGGCAGCUGUCACCGUGGAAAUGAAACAGGUUCUGAGGAGGAGAGCUGAUGAAGGGGUUUCAGUGGACUAAUGUACCGCCAGCGGCAAGAAGGACUUAUUACAUGUUCUGCAGCUCAGGACAGUACCGCUGAUAUUAAUGCCCUGAUGCUAACGUUGCUUUUCAAAUCAGUAAUCAGAGACCAAUCCUGUGCCUAAUGCAUAAAUUAUAAUCAUAAUUACUGUAUAGUUUCAGUGCGGCAUUAGCUCAGUUCCUUUAUCAUCAAAUUAUACAAAAUGUAUAAAUGAAAAUGAAACUAAUAUCAAUAACAGUAAAAAUAUUUAUAUAAUGUACAUAUAAUAUGAUAAUAUGUACUGAUUUUAACUUCUAGUCUUUGCUGUUUUUUUCUCAUCUGUCAACUUUAGGUACCACGGAUUUACCUAAAUUUAUAAAAAGAACAUGA
Molecule: messenger RNA, 1714 nt
Organism: Seriola aureovittata
Lineage: Eukaryota; Metazoa; Chordata; Actinopteri; Carangiformes; Carangidae
Product: FERM domain-containing protein 6-like
Exons: 13
Coding region: 1-1344 (447 amino acids)
Biological process (GO): positive regulation of hippo signaling
Cellular component (GO): cytoskeleton; cytoplasmic side of apical plasma membrane
Source: RefSeq, a predicted model, not a curated record